UUUUCUCCUGUGAGUUUUUGAUAAAUGGACACUGACAUGGACUACGAAAGACCCAACGUUGAAACUAUCAAGUGUGUGGUGGUUGGAGAUAAUGCAGUGGGAAAGACUCGUCUAAUUUGUGCAAGAGCAUGCAAUACAACCUUGACUCAGUAUCAGCUGCUGGCAACUCACGUACCAACUGUCUGGGCCAUUGAUCAGUACCGUGUCUGCCAAGAGGUCCUUGAACGCUCAAGAGAUGUUGUGGAUGAAGUGAGUGUUUCUCUCAGGCUGUGGGAUACAUUUGGGGACCACCACAAAGACAGGCGCUUUGCUUAUGGAAGGUCUGAUGUCGUUGUUCUGUGCUUUUCAAUUGCUAAUCCUAAUUCCCUGAAUCAUGUGAAAACAAUGUGGUAUCAAGAAAUCAAGCACUUCUGUCCUCGCACACCUGUCAUUCUGGUGGGCUGCCAACUAGAUCUCCGCUAUGCAGAUCUUGAGGCUGUUAACAGAGCCAGACGGCCUUUGGCAAGGCCAAUAAAAAGAGGAGACAUUUUGCCACCAGAAAGAGGCAGAGAGGUUGCCAAGGAACUUGGGAUACCGUACUAUGAAACCAGUGUAUUUGACCAGUUUGGAAUUAAAGACGUGUUUGACAAUGCAAUUAGAGCUGCCCUGAUCUCCAGAAGACACCUGCAGUUCUGGAAAUCUCAUUUGAAGAAGGUCCAAAAACCUUUGCUUCAGGCUCCAUUCCUACCUCCAAAAGCCCCUCCUCCGGUUAUCAAAAUUCCUGAAUGUCCUGUACCAAGCAUGAAUGAAGCUGGAUAUUUAUUGGACAGCCCACUGUGUGCAGAUGUUAUGUUUGUUCUCCAGGAGCAGGACUACAUUUUUGCUCACAAGAUUUACCUAGCUACCUCCUCUUCAAAGUUUUAUGACCUUUUCUUAAUGGAAUGUGAGGAAAGUCCAGACUUGGAUGAAACACAGUGUAAUAAAGAAAAUAGAAAUAAGGAUGUUCUGACAAGUCACCUUGAGACAAAUGGUGACAGUGAUGAGACAUCCUUGAAAUCUGCUGAUGUUAAAAUUUCCCCACCAGAAAGUACCGACUCUUUAAACAUGCUAGAACCCGAACCUGGUGAAACAAAUUCUGCAGCAAGAUCUCUGUCAUCCUGGGGUAAGGGGUUUGUUAGUGUGCAUAAGGAAAUGCAAGUGAAUCCUGUUUCAAAUAGGACGUGUCCUGUAACUGUGGUAAAAAUGGAUUCAUCUGUGCAGGCUGGACCUUUUAAAACUGUUUUGCAGUUUCUAUACACAGGGCAACUGGAUGAAAAUGAAAAAGAUCUCACAAGACUGGCUCAGAUUGCUGAAAUCUUGGAAGUAUUUGAUUUGCGAAUGAUGGUGGAGAAUAUUAUGAAUAAAGAAGCCUUCAUGAAUCAAGAGAUUACUAAAGCAUUUCAUGUCAGAAAAGCUAAUCGGAUAAAAGAGUGCCUUUGCAAAGGGACAUUUUCUGAUGUGACAUUUAAAUUGGAUGAUGGAACCAUAAAUGCCCACAAGCCACUGCUGAUCUGUAGCUGUGAAUGGAUGUCUGCUAUGUUUGGAGGAUCAUUUAUUGAAAGCUCAAACAGUGAGGUAGUUCUUCCCAACAUAAACAAGACUUCCAUGCAAGCGGUUUUAGAUUACUUGUAUACCAAGCAACUGUCCUCCAGUCAGGAACUGGACACACUUGAGUUAAUUGCGUUGGCAAAUAGGUUUUGCCUUCCUCACCUGAUUGCGCUAGCAGAACAGCAUGCAGUAGAAGAGCUGACAAAAGCCUCCAUGAGUGGCAUUGCAAUAGAUGGAGAAGUACUGUCCUAUUUGGAAUUGGCACAGUUUCACAAUGCUAACCAGCUGGCAGCUUGGUGCUUGCACUACAUCUGCACGAAUUACAACAGUGUUUGCUCCAAAUUCCGCAAGGAAAUCAAAGCUAAAUCUUCAGAUAAUCAAGAAUAUUUUGAGAGGCAUCGCUGGCCACCUGUGUGGUAUUUAAAGGAAGAAGAUCACUACCAACGAGUUAAAAAAGAAAGAGAAAAGGAAGAUGUGGCACUGAAUAAACAUCAUUCAAAGCGGAAGUGGUGCUUCUGGAAUUCCUCUGCUGUAGUUGCCUGAACAAAGCAAAUAAGUGGAAAUCCAU
Molecule: messenger RNA, 2134 nt
Organism: Gavia stellata (red-throated loon)
Lineage: Eukaryota; Metazoa; Chordata; Aves; Gaviiformes; Gaviidae
Gene: RHOBTB1
Product: Rho related BTB domain containing 1
Exons: 10
Coding region: 25-2109 (694 amino acids)
Biological process (GO): small GTPase-mediated signal transduction
Molecular function (GO): GTP binding; protein binding; GTPase activity
Source: RefSeq, a predicted model, not a curated record